Messenger RNA from Microstroma glucosiphilum, 1488 nucleotides. Its product is annotated as putative glutathione-dependent formaldehyde dehydrogenase. Bases 261 to 1400 code for a protein of 379 amino acids. Gene Ontology annotation, biological process: formaldehyde catabolic process. Gene Ontology annotation, cellular component: cytosol. Gene Ontology annotation, molecular function: zinc ion binding; S-(hydroxymethyl)glutathione dehydrogenase [NAD(P)+] activity. The record is from RefSeq and is a predicted model, not a curated record. Lineage: Eukaryota; Fungi; Basidiomycota; Exobasidiomycetes; Microstromatales; Microstromataceae. The transcript has 3 exons.
UCUUCCAAUUAUGGACAAGCCCGGACUUAUGCAUUAUCGCCGGCACCACCGACGAGGAUAUCGCGGGCGCUCCAUGGCGCUGUGUGGAGGCAGGCACCUCGUGGCGCGGCCCGACUGAUUGAUUGCAGGCUCACACACGACACUCGGCGCUUGUGACAAGUCCAAUCGUUCUUACUUCCCACUCGGAUCUUGUCAACUGUCCCAUCAUACAAAGUCAGAUUUCUUCGCAGACCACUUUAUAGGUACGCAACACCAUCAUCAUGUCUUCUACCGCUGGAAAGCCAAUCACUUGCAAGGCCGCCGUGGCCUGGGAGGCUGCAAAGCCACUCACCCUGGAGACCAUCGAAGUGGCCCCACCUCGCGCUGGAGAGGUGCGAGUCAAGGUCGAGUACACUGGACUCUGUCAUACCGACUACUACACCCUAUCUGGAAAUGACCCGGAGGGAGCUUUCCCUUCGGUUCUUGGUCACGAGGGCGCAGGCUACGUCGAGUCUGUAGGCGAGGGCGUGACCAAUGUCAAGGAGGGUGAUUCCGUCAUCCUCUUGUACACGGCCGAGUGCAAGGAGUGCAAGUUCUGCAAGUCAGGAAAGACCAACCUUUGCCAGCGAGUGCGUGCCACUCAGGGUCAAGGUGUGAUGCCAGACGGUACCAAGCGAUUCACCUGCAAGGGCAAGGAGCUGGGCCACUUUAUGGGCACAUCCUGCUUCUCGCAGUACACCGUCGUCUCCCAGUACUCCCUCGUCGCAGUCGACCCCAAGGCUGCCCAGGACAAGACCUGUCUCUUGGGAUGCGGUGUCACCACUGGAUACGGUGCCGCGACCAAGACGGCAAAGAUCACCGAAGGGUCUACUGUUGCCGUCUUUGGAGUCGGCUGUGUGGGUCUGGCCGUCAUCGACGGAGCCGUGGCAUCCAAGGCAGGCAAGAUCAUUGCCGUGGAUACCAACGACGGCAAGGAGUCCUGGGCCAAGAAGUUCGGCGCUACCGACUUUGUCAACCCAUCGAAGCUGGGCGAGCAGAGCAUCGUUGACAAGCUCGUAGAGAUGACGGAUGGAGGACUAGACUACACCUUUGACUGCACGGGCAAUGUCAAGGUGAUGCGCUCUGCCCUCGAGGCAUGCCACAAGGGUUGGGGUAUCUCUACGGUCAUCGGUGUUGCUGCUGCUGGUCAGGAAAUCUCCACUCGUCCCUUCCAGCUGGUCACCGGUAGGAAAUGGCAAGGAUCCGCCUUUGGAGGAGUCAAAGGUCGCUCGGAAUUGCCUGGAUUGGUGGACAAGUACCUCAACAAGCAGUUCAGGGUCGAUGACUACAUUACCCACUCUCAGGACCUGGAUCACAUCAACCAGGGCUUUGAUGAUAUGAAGAAGGGAGAGUGCAUCAGGUGUGUCGUCAAGAUGCAGUAGGCGGUCUUAGCGCACGAGGCGUAAGACCGGUUAUACCUGUCUCACAUCGUGUCAAUGCAUAAAAAAUAUUCUGCUUGCAUUCGGUCUU